Molecule: messenger RNA, 2210 nt
Organism: Pseudophryne corroboree (corroboree frog)
Lineage: Eukaryota; Metazoa; Chordata; Amphibia; Anura; Myobatrachidae
Product: rac GTPase-activating protein 1-like
Exons: 17
Coding region: 109-1878 (589 amino acids)
Biological process (GO): mitotic cytokinesis; mitotic spindle midzone assembly; Rho protein signal transduction
Cellular component (GO): spindle midzone; nucleus; cleavage furrow
Molecular function (GO): GTPase activator activity
Source: RefSeq, a predicted model, not a curated record
CAGCCACCCACUGCUACCUCCAUAUAUUUGUGCAGCACUACUUUAAGCAGUUUCAUCUGCCUGCAGAAAAUCACAGUUUGCUGGCUCCUGCUGUCCAUUCUGACAGGGAUGGGGGAGUCACGAAAGCGCGCACUCCAGUCCUUCAUAGAGCGCUUAGUAAAGCUCAUCGAGUUUAAUGUUGCUGCUGAGGAAGAUUUUAUCCAGGUCGCUCAGAACUUUGAUGCAUCAAGGAAGAAAUGGCAGCAAGCGGAGAAGCAGUUGAGGGAGAAACAGGAGAUUUUACUCCGGUGUCAGAUUGAACGCUCGGCGCUUGAGGUGAAACUGAAACACGCCCGCAACCAAGUGGACGUAGAGAUGAAAAGGCGCCAGAAAGCAGAGACAGAGUUGCAAACUGUGGAGCGUCAGAUGCACCUAAUUGGUGACCUUAUACAGAGUGAUGGUCAGACCACCGCACCUCUUAGUGACUCUGUACUGGCUUUCUUCGGUAAUGGCCGUUCUAAUCCUGCGGCUCAUGGAGCUGGAAACAGGAAAUCCAUGGUCGAUGAGUCAUGCGGUUCCUUUCUGUCGGACAUCAGCUAUGACCAGACAGAUGACGACUUGGACUUAGAUGAGCUGGUGGGAAAACCUGUGAAGCUAAAGCCGUGGGAGAAGAGGCGCUCUUCACUCACUCCAUUCAUUGCUCCUUUUAUGAAAAGGUCCCGUCCAAGUUUAACUGCUGCUGUGGUAAAUGAAAAUAUCAAAGAAGCAGUUAUUGCAAAGACGAUGGCGGCUCCUAUGGAUCCUGUGCCAAGACUCAGAUCGCGCAAGAGUCGGGUUUUGUCCUCCAUGCAAGACCAAACUUCUAUAUUGCCCCAAAUUAAUGAGGCUGAACAGGAGCUCGAACCAGAAGUUGCUCCACCAAAGUCUGCACCAGCUCAUGUGUUCCUUUCCAAAACGAUGAUCCGUGCUGAGCAGUGUUAUGUGUGUGGGCAAAAGACCCGUUUUGGGAAGAUGUCUUUGAAGUGCCGGAACUGUCGGAUUCUGAUACAUCCAGAGUGCAGGAACUUUUGCUCCAAGCAAUGUGUUUCCACGAUGUUGCCCCCCCAGGAAACGGGAAGCAAAAGGGGACAGGGGUUGCUGGCUGACUAUGCUCCUGCUACGCCUCCAAUAGUACCCAGCCUGGUGGUUCAAUGUGUCAAUGAAAUUGAGAAGAGGGGGAUGAGUGAGAGGGGCAUCUAUCGCAUUCCUGGCUGUGAGCGGCUGGUGAAGGAGAUGAAACAGAAGCUUCUGUUUGGUAAAGGGAAGUCUCUGUAUCUAGGGAAGGAAGAUAUUCAUGCAGUUUGUGGAGUUCUGAAAGAUUUUCUACGGAACCUGAAGGAGCCACUCCUGACCUUCUCUCUGCAUAAUCAGUUCCUAGAUGCAGCUGAUAUUCUUAAUGAGAGUGAUUGUAAAUCUGAGAUCUGUCAAAUUAUUCAGGAGCUUCCUCCCGCCAACAGAGACACUUUGGCCUUCCUCAUCCUGCAUCUGUACAGGGUUAUGCGGAGCCCGGAGUGUCAGAUGGACCAGAUUAAUCUGUCCCGGGUGUUUGGUCCUACCAUUGUUGGGCAUUCUGUGCCUGAACCCAGCCCUCUAAUAAUCAUGCAGGAUACCCCCAGACAAGCCAAGGUAAUGUUUCUGCUCCUCUCACUGCCCUCCGGGUUCUGGAACCAGUUUCUUUCCAACAAUCAAGAGAAUCAAAACUGUGACUCUGUGACGCAAGAGCGUCUUUUCCAUCCAUUGACUUCUCCUGAGAUUAAUUCUGGUCAUGCUCUUCCUCUAAAACCUGCUCUAUCAGAGUCUACCAGUAAUUGUUCUCUCCCCAAGAAGCAGGGAAGAUUCUUCACUUCUCCAAACAGAUGAAAGAAAUUGCCUAUUUUCAAUCACAGGUGUAAAUAAACACUUAUUCUCUCUGCACUUCUAGAACAGGACCAGUCGUCUAUAUCUCAGUCCCUUCUAUUUUUGCACAUCUGCAUCCUUGCACUUUGAUUCCUAUUGCUGUUCUUUAAGGUUUGUAACUCAUUCACAAGUGGUGUGAAUAUUACCGGUUUACAUUUUGCAAUGGUAUUUCCUGGAUUAUAUAUGGUCUGGAUGUUGUACUGUAAUAUUGUCUAAUAAGCUAAAUAUUUAUGUAAAAUAAAUGUGACACAGGCAGGUGUGAACAAGAGUCUUUCCAGCACAUCUCUGUACGUGUA